AUGGCCAGAAGGGAGAAAACGGAGAAGAACGGCGACUGGGCUGCUGGAGAACCAAAAGCCAUCCUCAAUAUGAUGCCAACGACGUACAUUUCCAUAUUCCUACUAUUUAGUAUCAUUAUUUCCAGCUUGUGCGUAUUGGAGGGAUUAGAUUAUCAACAAUGGCCUGAGGCCUUUCGUAACUUUAGUAAUACAAAAUGUCUACGAACUCCUAACAAUUGCACACUUCACGGACUGUGGCCCGACAACGACAUUGGGAACUCGAGUAAUCGUGUCGACGCACCUUUCCAUAAUAUUACGGAUCAAAAUUUGAUUCCAACAUUAGAUCAUCUCAAGCUGGUUCAACGAUGGCCUUGGGCCUUUUGUUUCUUAUAUAGUGGAUGUCAACGAACUCCUAACAAUUUCACACUUCACGGACUGUGGCCCGACAACUACUUUGUGCAUUUGAGUAAUUGUGCCGGCGCAGCUUUCCAAGAUAUUACGGAUCAAAUUUUGAUUUCAAGAUUAGAAUCUAGUUGGCCUGAUCUACUUGAGCUAGAUUGUAAAGGAGCACGUGGCCAGUCAUUUUGGGGGCAGCAAUGGGAAAAACACGGCACAUGCUCUACUACACCAAACGAUUAUGAGGCCUACUUCAAUUUGGCUGUAGAUUUGAAGAAUAAGCACGACAUUUUACAGACACUCCGACAAAGCGAAAUUUGGCCUGGGGAUUAUUAUCACAUCGAUAGUAUCAAUUCAUCCAUUGCUAGAGCUACAGGAAGCCAGAUUCAGAUAAAAUGCGGUAAAAUACCUUUCCAUACACCAGUGUUGUCUGAGAUUAUCAUAUGUUAUGACCCUGAAGGAACUACCGUAAUUGAUUGUCCUCCCGUGCCAAAAAAAGGUCCAUGUUGGGAAGAGGAGGGUCUAGUUAAAUUUCUACUAGACUAG
Molecule: messenger RNA, 921 nt
Organism: Fraxinus pennsylvanica
Lineage: Eukaryota; Viridiplantae; Streptophyta; Magnoliopsida; Lamiales; Oleaceae
Source: the annotation of a GenBank genome assembly